Aphanomyces astaci is the source of this 294-nucleotide messenger RNA. RefSeq lists its product as hypothetical. The transcript has 2 exons. The record is from RefSeq and is a predicted model, not a curated record. NCBI's taxonomy places the organism in Eukaryota, Oomycota, Saprolegniomycetes, Saprolegniales, Verrucalvaceae. Bases 1 to 294 code for a protein of 97 amino acids.
AUGACCUAUCGACUCAUCUACGCGCUGCAUCAAGCGCCGUCCCCGGACUCUUGGAAACUGACGUCUGCGGCCAAAUUGAUGUGGCCAUUGCCCAGCGCGACAGUCUGGUCUCUGAAUGUCAACAAACCCAAGGAGAACUCAGGGGACAGGGAUGGAGAGGAUGCGUUUUGUGCGACGGACGUCCUUCGCACAUCCCUCGUCGCCCAGACGCACCACCUCCUCGAGCCACUGCUGCAAGUACUGUCCGCGCACUCUUGGCAACGGACAAUUUGGCACACCUCUGGAUCGUAUUAA